Onychomys torridus (southern grasshopper mouse) is the source of this 2584-nucleotide messenger RNA. It is a transcript of the gene Bbs7, whose product is annotated as Bardet-Biedl syndrome 7. Gene Ontology annotation, molecular function: protein binding. Gene Ontology annotation, biological process: non-motile cilium assembly; intracellular protein localization; intracellular transport. The transcript is spliced from 19 exons. Gene Ontology annotation, cellular component: ciliary basal body; axoneme; neuron projection. Lineage: Eukaryota; Metazoa; Chordata; Mammalia; Rodentia; Cricetidae. The record is from RefSeq and is a predicted model, not a curated record. Bases 145 to 2238 code for a protein of 697 amino acids.
ACUGUGUGCGCAGACUGGUCACGUGUCGAGCUGGCGUUGCUGGGCGCUGCUGCGGGACGCAGGUCCUGGGUCCGCUGAGUGGCGGGCUCUCUUCCGGAAGGCUUCCAGGCUGGCGAGCGGUCCCUCCCCCUCUGUGAGGCCGCCAUGGACCUGACUUUAAGCCGGGCUGAUUAUCUCCAGGUUGGAGUGACCUCUCAGAAGACGAUGAAGUUGCUUCCUGCCUCAAGACAAAGAACUAUACAAAAGGCAGUUGUUGGAGAUCAAGAUGGGGUAGUGAUGUGUUUCGGCAUGAAGAAGGGAGAGGUGGUGCCAGUGUUCAAGACUUUACCAGGGCAGAAGAUCUCAAGGCUGGAGCUGGGAGGGGUUCUCAACACACCCCAGGAGAAAAUCUUCCUUGCUGCAGGGUCUGAGAUUAGAGGCUUCACAAAGAGAGGAAAACAGUUUCUCUCCUUUGAAACAAACCUCACGGAAAGCAUUAAAGCUAUGUACAUCUCCGGCUCGGACCUCUUUCUCAGUGCGAGCUACAUCUAUAGUCAUUACUGUGACUGCAAAGACCAACAUUAUUACCUUUCUGGGGACAAAAUCAAUGAUGUCAUCUGCCUUCCUGUGGAAAGGUUAUCUCGCAUGACACCAGUGUUGGCCUGCCAGGACAGGGUGCUCCGAGUUUUACAGGGAUCUGAUGUGAUAUAUGAAAUUGAAGUUCCUGGUCCACCCACUGUCUUGGCACUACAUAAUGGAGAUGGCGGUGACUCUGGAGAAGGCCUUCUGUUUGGUACAUCAGAUGGAAAGCUUGGGCUUAUUCAGAUCACCACAUCCAAGCCCAUACACAAAUGGGAAAUUCGAAAUGACAAAAAGCGGGGAGGUAUCUUGUGUAUUGACAGCUUUGAUAUCAUGGGUGAUGGGGUUAAAGAUUUACUUGUUGGGAGAGAUGAUGGAGUGGUGGAAGUGUAUAGUUUUGAGAAUGCAAAUGAGCCCGUGCUACGAUAUGAUCAGAUGUUGUCUGAAAGCAUUACAUCGAUCCAGGGUGGCUGUGUAGGGAAAGAUGGUUAUGAUGAAAUUGUGCUGGCCACGUAUUCAGGCUGGAUUACAGGGCUGACAACGGAGCCCACUCAUAAGGAAAGUGGGCCAGGAGAAGAGCUAAAGCUCCACCAGGAAAUGCAGAAUAAAAUUUCCUCCUUACGGAGUGAGUUAGAACAUCUGCAGUUUAAGGUACUGCAGGAAAGAGAAAACUACCAACAGUCUUCACAGUCAAGCAAAGCGAAGUCAACAGUUCCUUCAUUUAGUAUAAAUGACAAGUUCACAUUGAAUAAAGAUGAUGCUAGCUACAGCCUUGUCUUAGAGGUGCAGACUGCAAUAGAUAACGUCUUAAUACAGAGUGAUGUCCCAAUUGAUCUACUUGAUGUGGAUAAGAAUUCUGCUGUCGUGAGCUUUAGCAGUUGUGACACAGAGUCAAACGACAACUUUCUUCUUGCCACUUAUCGGUGCCAGGCAAAUACCACCAGGCUGGAGCUCAAGAUUCGAUCAAUUGAAGGCCAGUAUGGCACACUUCAGGCAUAUGUGACUCCGAGAAUUCAACCAAAAACCUGUCAGGUUCGCCAGUACCACAUCAGACCGCUCUCACUCCAUCAGAGAACUCACUUUAUUGACCAUGACAGACCCAUGAAUACAUUAACUCUAAUAGGCCAGUUCAGCUUCGCUGAAGUUCACUCCUGGGUGGUGUUCUGCUUGCCUGAAGUUCCGGAAAAGCCUCCAGCAGGAGAAUGUGCAACAUUUUACUUUCAGAAUACCUUUCUGGAUACACAACUUGAGUGCAUAUACAGAAAAGGAGAAGGAGUUUUUAAAUCUGACAACAUUUCUACAAUAUCCAUCCUAAAAGAUGUGCUUUCUAAAGAAGCUACAAAAAGGAAAAUUAACCUCAACAUAUCAUACGAGAUAAAGGAAGUCUCAGUCAAGCAUACCUUAAAGCUAAUCCACCCAAAGCUGGAGUAUCAGUUGCUUCUGGCUAAGAAAGUGCAGUUAAUUGAUGCCUUAAAGGAAUUGCAGGUUCAUGAGGGAAAUACGAACUUUCUGAUUCCAGAAUAUCGCUGUAUUCUAGAAGAGGCAGAUCACCUACAAGAAGAAUACAAAAAGCAGCCUGCACAUCUUGAAAGGCUCUAUGGAUUUGGAAUGGAUUCACACCUCAUUUCUCUUUUACUUGGUGACGUCAUCCUCCUGCAGGUUGUGAAAUACUUGGCUUAGUGCUGUAGACUGUGGCCAGAGAAGUAAGCAGGACUUGCUCAGACCGGAGGGCUCUCCGUGGAUGUCCAGAUGUAACCAAUGGAGCUUUAAAGUGUUCAAGUGAAGAGCGAUAGCUUCUGAGAUUUUCCUAUACUAGUAUCCACGAAACUCCUUUCUAUUAUAUGUUGGGGGCAGAGAAGACUUUCAAGCAACAUAAGUUUUAUUCAUUCACAGGAAAAAAUAUAAAGAUAAUGGGAAAUAGCUGUCUUUUGUUUUCAAAGGAUAGAGUUAUGAAUUUUUCAGAAUAAUUACAUUUUGUUAUGUUUUAUGUACAAUUCUUAAACAUUAAAUGUAAACAUAUAAGGCA